This is a messenger RNA of Thalassophryne amazonica, 1354 nucleotides long. It is a transcript of the gene capgb, whose product is annotated as capping protein (actin filament), gelsolin-like b. Bases 98 to 1132 code for a protein of 344 amino acids. The record is from RefSeq and is a predicted model, not a curated record. Gene Ontology annotation, biological process: actin polymerization or depolymerization; actin filament severing; barbed-end actin filament capping. Gene Ontology annotation, cellular component: cytoplasm; actin cytoskeleton. Lineage: Eukaryota; Metazoa; Chordata; Actinopteri; Batrachoidiformes; Batrachoididae. The transcript has 9 exons. Gene Ontology annotation, molecular function: actin filament binding; phosphatidylinositol-4,5-bisphosphate binding.
CAGGAAAUGUGUUUUGGGUGAGUAAGAGACGGGAAGAAUUUUUCUUCCACCAUUUGUUCCGAUACACUGUCCUCCAGCACUGUCUCUCACUCCCAGAAUGUUCCCCUUACAGCCAGCACCAGGUCAAUUUGGCCCGGAGGUCCGAGAGGAGGGCCUUAGGGUGUGGCGGGUGGAGAAGAUGAAGGCAGUGCCGCUGGAUCCCUCUGAAUGUGGCGCCUUCUACAAUGGAGACUCCUACCUGGUGCUGCAGAAUAGAGGACAACUGGGAGCUGACCUGCACAUGUGGAUUGGUGAGAAGUCGUCUCGUGAUGAGCAGGUGGCAUGUGCCAUGCUAGCCACCCAACUGGAUAACUUUCUGGGCGGUGACCCCCGUCAGCACAGGCAAACUCAAGGCUACGAGUCGCAGGAAUUCAUGGCGCUGUUCCCUAGAGGGAUUAGCUACAAGGAUGGCGGUGUCGAGUCGGGCUUCAGGAGGCCCAAGUCCUCUGGGAUGGUGCAAAGGUUGUAUCACAUCAAAGGGAAGCGCAACAUCCGUGCCAAGGAAGUAGAGCUGUCCUGGAGCAGCUUCAACAAGGGGGACUGCUUCAUCCUUGACCUUGGAGAGAUUAUUGUGUCGUGGAUCGGCUCGCAGGCCAACAUCUUCGAGAAGCAGAAGGUACGUGAGAUCGCCACGCUGAUUCGAGACACGGACAGACACGGCAAAGCACGUGUUGUGGACACCAGUGAAGGAGAGGAGCCACCAGAGAUGCUCGCGGUUCUUGGUCCAAUGCCCGUGUUGGCAGAGAGCACACCAGAGGAAGACACAAAUGCAGAUGUUUCCAACUCUGCCUCCCUCUACAAGGUGUCUGACGCAACAGGUUCCAUGAAGCUAACCAAUGUAGCACAGAGCUGCCCGUUUAAGAAGGAGCUGUUAGUUCGGGAUGACUGCUUCAUUCUGGACAAUGGCGCCAAUGGAAAGAUCUUUGUUUGGAAAGGUAAUGGAGCAAAUGCUGACGAGAAGAAGGUGGCCUUACAGAUGGCAGAUGGCUUCAUCCAACAAAUGAACUACUCCAAGAUGAAAACACAGGUGGAGAUCUUGCCUCAAGGGAUGGAGACAAUCAUGUUCAAGCAGUUCUUCAAGAACUGGAACUGACCUUUCCACAGAAAUAACUUGGAACCAAACAGCCUUACACGCAGUGCAACUGGCACACUUUUUACAAAAAAAAAAAAGAAGAAGAAAUGCUUCAACCUGUUUGUAUAUAUUUGCUACCAUGCUGAGAGAAAUUUGCUUCUUUUUUCAGACAUUAGUAGAAUGACACAUGUGAUGCCACUUUUAUACAUGUGAGAGUGGAUAUAAAAUAAGAAGAGAGGACCA